AUGCUGCGGCCCCGCCCCGCGGGCGGGAGCAAGAUGGCGGCGGAGCGGAUCUUCGACCGGGCGCUGUGGGUGCGGGUGCGGGGCUGCGGCUGCGAGGAGCGGAGAUUAAAUAUUCGAGUGAAUAUUGAACUACUGUCAAUUUCUAAUCCUGUUCAUAAAAAGGACUUAGCUGUUCGAUUGACUGAUGAUACUGAUCCUUUUUUCCUUUAUAACCUUGUCAUAUCAGAGGAAGAUUUUCAAAGUUUGAAAUCCCAGCAGGGUCUCUUGGUAGACUUCUCUGCUUUCCCACAGAAAUUUAUAGAUCUGCUUCAGCAAUGCAUUCAGGAGCAGAACAAAGAUAUCCCAAGGUUUUUGCUGCAGUUAGUUUCUUCAGCACCUGCUCUGGAUCACACACCUGUCUCUUUAAAUGUAGUGGAGACCAACCCUUUCAAACACCUUACCCAUCUCUCUCUAAAAUUCCUGCCAGGAACUGAUGCAGAAAUAAAGAAGUUUUUAGCCAACUGUUUGAAAUGCCUUAAGGAGGAUAAAAUGAUGUUGGAAGAAAGGCUUAAAAAAACUGAAGAGGAUCUUACCAGACAACUGAGCUACACUCAACAGAGCUUGUCAGAGAAGAGCCGGGAACUUGACAAACUGAAAAAUGAAUGGACAUCCUACACUACAGCUCUGAGCAACAAACACUCACAGGAGCUGACAAGUGAGAAGGAAAGAGCUCUCCAGGCACAAACUCAGUACCAACAACAGCACGAACAACAGAAGAAGGAAUUGGAAAAUUUGCAUCAGAAAAGUGUUCAGCAGUUGCAGAACAGGCUCUCAGAACUCGAGGUCAUCAAUAAAGACCUAACAGAGAGGAGAUACAAAGGAGACUCCACAGUCAGAGAACUGAAAGCGAAGCUUUCUGGAUUAGAAGAUGAAUGUCAAAGAGCAAAGCAGGAGGUGCUAUCCCUGCGCCGGGAGAACACAACUCUGGAUGCUGAAUGUCAUGAAAAAGAGAAACUCAUUAAUCAGCUGCAGACACGAGUUGCUGUCUUGGAACAAGAGAUCAAAGACAAAGAUCAGCUCGUCACCAGAACAAAAGAAGUCUUAGAUGCAACACAGGAGCAAAAGGUGAUACUGGAAGAGAGUACAGAGGAAAAACAAAGGCAUAUUGAAAAACUAGAGACAACAAUUAAGUCACUGUCAGCUGAACUCCUUAAGGCUAAUGAAAUUAUCAAGAAGUUACAAGGAGAUUUGAAAACUCUAAUGAGUAAAUUAAAAUUGAAAAAUACAGUAACAAUUCAGCAAGAAAAACUAUUGGCAGAAAAAGAAGAGAAACUUCAAAAAGAGCAGAGGGAAUCGCAGGAGAUGGGACAAUCCCUUCAAAUGAAAGAGCAAGAGGUUUGCAAGCUACAAGAACAGCUAGAAAGUACAAUACAAAAACUUGAAGAAAGUAAGCAGUUACUGAAAACCAAUGAAAAUGUUAUCUCGUGGCUGAACAGACAGCUGAGUGAAGUUCAGAUGGCAAAGAAGCUGGACACUCCUGCCAGUGCCCAUGCUGGUGGGAGGGCUGCUGUUUCACCUCUUGGCAUGCCUGACCGACCAUCCUUUCACAGCUCAGGAGUCAGUCAUGCCAUUUCUCCUCUCUAUGCCUUCCAGAACUAUCUGGAACCGACACAAAGCAAAAAUGGGAAUUCCCAAUGUCCAGUACCAAAGGCUCAGUUGAACUCACAGCUUUCAAAACUGAGUCGAUGUUCCGAUGCUCACACAGUGUCUGCAGCUGGUCACACAGCAAACAAGGAGAAUGGUGAUCAGCUGGGGUUGGAAUUGAAGUAUUUCAAGAAAAAAGAUGACAGCAUUCCUUUGCGAGGGCUUAGUCAAAACACACUUAACUCGGUGUCCUGUGCUGUUCUGCAGAGUACCUGAGACCGUACGUGCCAGCCAAAGCCCAGGCGUCCCCAAAAGCUGCUGGAACACCAGUCUCAGCCUAUUUUCCUGGAUCAUAGAUAGGCUUCUUACAGUAAGAGUCCUCUUUAAACCAUUGGGGGGACUUUUGACUGUCCUGCAAUGGUCUGUUAGUAAAGUAUCAGUGUGAACUGACAGAAUUUUAUGAGCCAGUUUUCUUUGAGGAAGGGAUCCUGACUGACUUGGAUGAUGUUUCAUGAUGCUUGAGCCUAAGGAGAAGAUAAAGCCUUAAGGAGCCUUAGUAGGAACAACACUGACUGCACCAGGGCUGCACACAAUUUUCUUAGUCUAUUGUUGACCUGUAAAUCCUCCUAAAAACUCAUCAAAAUGCUUUGACUGUUUUAUGCCAGGUGAAAUGUACAUUCCCUGAGUGAGAAAAAUUUCCUGAAUUUCUGUUUCUUGACUCCUGUCAGAGAAAGGAUGAGGUGAAGGGAAAGCAGAGGAGAACUACACGCUGCUGUCCAUUUUAGUAAUGGUCAAGCUCAUAUGGGGGCAUGACUGCCUCACUAACCUUCCCUUACAGUUUGGUUUUAAAAACUUGCUUAAUUUUGGAACAAGCUUAUUUGAAUUUGCAUAUAGACUUACAAAUAAUCUCAUACUAAAAAUGCUUAAUUAUUUCACUGAAGGUAUAAAAUUAAAAUUGAAAAUUCUUAGGGAAACCAAGACUAAUUUUUCUGUUAAUCUCUCACUAUUACAGUCCACAGGCCACCAUGCAUAAAACAUUAAAAGGUGAAGUAGCUGAAUAGUUAACUGUUGACAAGUAUCAACACCUAAAACUUUAUUUUUAUAAAUCAUACUUCAUAACUGUAAGACUAUACAGAAAUUUCAGAUACUCUUACAUCUGUGCAGCUUGUUGUACUGUCUGGGUUCAGAUGCUAGGAUCAUGUAACAACUCCUUCUGUGCCAUCUUGGUGUUCCCUGCAGAAGGAGCAUGCAUGGACUCCUGCCAGGCAAAGUACCCUUAUAAUGACUAUUCCUUACUUUUGGUAAGGAUAUUUCAUUGCUUUUACCUUAGUUGCUCAAGUACACCCACAGGAUUGUACAUUUCAGUGGUUUUGCUGUGUGAAAGGUGUAAAUUUGUUUAUAAAUUAGCACCAUGUUAAUGUAUAGUACCUGGUUUUGUCAUGUGUAUGUUUUAAUGGAAAUAUUAAAUGGUUUUUAUCAAAA
This is a messenger RNA of Poecile atricapillus (Black-capped chickadee), 3105 nucleotides long. RefSeq names its product SAS-6 centriolar assembly protein (gene SASS6). Gene Ontology annotation, cellular component: centrosome; centriole. Bases 1 to 1899 code for a protein of 632 amino acids. The record is from RefSeq and is a predicted model, not a curated record. Gene Ontology annotation, biological process: centriole replication. The transcript is spliced from 17 exons. Lineage: Eukaryota; Metazoa; Chordata; Aves; Passeriformes; Paridae.